Maylandia zebra (zebra mbuna) is the source of this 1579-nucleotide messenger RNA. Lineage: Eukaryota; Metazoa; Chordata; Actinopteri; Cichliformes; Cichlidae. The record is from RefSeq and is a predicted model, not a curated record.
GGAGAUCCAACAUGUGGUGUGAUCCCUAGUUACGCCACAAGGGGGCACUUCCGCCCCAGUGAGAUGGUUUAGUGUGACGCUACUGCUCGUCUUCAGAUCUGGCAGAAGCGAGAGAGGAAACACACUACCUGUCGUCCAUCUCAUAAUUUAUCUGUUUUUUUCAGGCUUGACUGAUAAGAUGCGGGCUGAUUUCAGCAUCAUGAAGGACUUGAGUACCCACACCAGACUGACCCCAGAGCAGAGGGAGGGACGCCUCAACAGAUUUAUCACUAAUAUACAGAGGAACGCUGACGCGCAAGCCGAGUUGGAUAAGUGGGGACUCAGCUUUGAUAACCAACUUCUAAAUCUGGCUGGCAGAGUCCUCCCUGUGGAGAGGAUUUACCAACGGUCAAGAUCGUAUGACUACAACCCCUGGGCCGCUGACUGGGCCAAAGAGAUGCGUGGAUUAGCUGUGAUAAGCGCUCCUCCCUUGAACAACUGGCUCCUCUUUCACACCCGUCGUAACAGCAAUGAAGCCAGUUCUCUUCUACAGAACCUCAGCAGAGUCUCAGGCCCACUGGGAAUCGCCAUGGGAAAACCUGUCAUGAUACAGUAUGAAGAUCAUCAGGAGUCUCUCCUCGCAGCCCUGCGGCACAGUGUCGGACCCCAGAUAGAGAUGGUGGUGGUAGUCCUCCCCAACAACAGGAAGGAUAAGUAUGACAGCGUUAAGAAGUUCCUUUGUGUGGACCGCCCCACUCCCAGCCAGUGUGUGGUGGCCCGUACCCUCAGCCGACCUCAGGCACUCAUGACUAUAGCUACAAAGAUUGCUCUGCAGAUGGCUUGCAAGAUGGGAGGGGAACUCUGGAGUGUGGAAAUCCCUCUCAAACAGCUGAUGAUCGUGGGCAUCGACUGCUACCAUGACACCGCUGCUGGGAAAAGGUCUAUUGGUGCUCUAGUGGCCAGUCUCAACCAAAGCAUGAGCAGGUGGUUCUCAAAGUGUGUGCUGCAACACAAAGGUCAGGAGAUCAUGGAUGAGCUGAAGAAGACUUUGAGUGCUGCCCUGAAAGAGUAUUUGAGGUUCAAUGGCUGUCUGCCUUCACGCAUCAUCGUUUACCGAGACGGAGUGGGGGAUGGGCAGUUGCACAGUGUGGUGAACUAUGAGGUUCAGCAGAUCAUGGACUCCAUCAAGUCAAUGGGGCAAGACUACAACCCAAAGCUGAGUGUGGUGGUGGUGAAGAAGCGCAUAAGCAGCAGGUUUUUCGCCCACAUAAAUGGCAAGGUGUCCAAUCCUCCUCCUGGCACCAUCAUUGACGCAGAGGUCACCCGGCCAGAGUGGUAUGACUUCUAUAUUGUGAGCCAGGCUGUUCGCAGUGGGAGUGUCUCACCAACCCACUACAAUGUCGUGUAUGACACCAGUGGACUCAAGCCAGAUCACAUGCAGCGGCUCACCUACAAGCUCUGCCACAUGUACUACAACUGGCAGGGGAUCAUCAGAGUGCCUGCUCCCUGCCAGUACGCCCACAAGUUGGCUUUCCUUGUUGGUCAGAGCAUCCGCAAAGAGCCCAAUAUGAAACUGGAUGACCAGCUUUUCUACCUUUAA